This is a messenger RNA of Episyrphus balteatus (marmalade hoverfly), 1139 nucleotides long. Its product is annotated as pickpocket protein 28-like. Bases 1 to 1110 code for a protein of 369 amino acids. Gene Ontology annotation, cellular component: membrane. The record is from RefSeq and is a predicted model, not a curated record. The transcript has 5 exons. Gene Ontology annotation, biological process: sodium ion transmembrane transport. Gene Ontology annotation, molecular function: ligand-gated sodium channel activity. Lineage: Eukaryota; Metazoa; Arthropoda; Insecta; Diptera; Syrphidae.
AUGUCUAAUUUAAGAGAUAAAGGUUCUAAUUCAAAAAAUAUUGCUGCAAAAAGGGAGAUUAUUACAAAUGGAUUUAAAUUUCAAGCCUUCAAAGAAACUAUCAUCGAAUAUUUUCAAGAAAGUACAAUAAAUGGACUCAAAUAUAUUAUUAAAGAAAAUCAACCAGCUUUGGAUAGAAUCAUUUGGCUUUUAGCUGUGAUUAUUUCAAUUUCAAUGUGCCUCAUUCUAAUAGGAAAUCUUAUGGAGGAACGCACCAACAAUCCAAUUAUAGUGGCUUUCAACGAAAAAGUCACAUCCGUUUCAGAAAUUCCAUUCCCUUCAGUCACCAUUUGCCCUGAGACCAAAACUCGCACAGAUAUUUUCAAUUAUACAAACGCCUAUAAGAAAAUUAGUAACUUUGAAAAGCUUACAGAAGAUGAGGAAUACUUCUGGAAUGCAGUAUCACAAAUAUGUGAACCAAGUUUUUUCAAACUAAAUGGAGAAUCAUAUUUAGCCAAUGCAUCAGAUCUGAUCAAAGCUAUGUCAAAAGUAGCCCCAAUAAUUUUCGAUAACUUUGAAGAUUGCAAGUGGAGAAAUAAGUUUUACUAUUGUAGAAUAUUGUGGAAUGAUGUUGUAACUGAUGAAGGAAUUUGCUUUUCAUUUAAUUCAUUAAAAUCUGAAUACUAUCGGACAGAAUUGUACAAAGCUCGCAAAAUAGAUUUAAUGGGUUUCGAUCUAGACAAUGUUGUUGAUGUAGAUUGGAAUUUAGAAAAUGGUUACAAGAAAGACUCAAAAUCAUGGGUUUUUCCAAAUCGUGUUAUGGGAGCCGGCGACAGGGAAAGUCUUAUUGUGUCUUUUUUAGAUAAAAAAGUAGAUCAACAACCAUUAUGUAGAAAUUCCGUUGGGGGUUUCAAAGUAAUUCUUCAUACGCCAGGUGAAGAUCCACAAGUGUCGAAGAAUUUUAUCCAAUUACCUUUAGAUCAAUCCGUUACGUUAACAAUCAGACCGAAUAUUAUGACUUCUAGAGACUUAAGACAUUAUUCUCUGGAAAGACGCCAAUGUUAUUACCAGAAUGAACGGUAUUUAAGGUAUUUUAAGGUCUACACUCAGGCAAAUUGUGAAUUGGAAUGACUGGCAAAUGCAACCCUUUCAAAAUGUGG